UUUCAAAAUCUACUUCUAUGAAACAUUUAGUCAUUUUACUAUACAAAAAGGGUACAAAGUAUGCACCAUGCACCUGUAUAGUAUCGAGCAUAUUUUUUAUUGUUUCAAGAUUAUGAUUAAAAAACGCGAGUUUUGAUAAAUUAUUUCCCAUCGUGAGACAGUGAGUCAUCUUAUUUUGAAGCAUCUUAUCUAGUAUAGGUACGUAGGUAGGUACUAGGUAGGUGCUUAUUAUGUUAUAGAUUUAGCGUCUUAUCUGCGCAAGCGGUCGAAAGUGCUUAUUAUAGAUGAUACAGAUUUUUCACUGAUUUUGAACAUGGGCCAAUGUGCAUUUUAUAUGUACGUAUAUUCCGCGUAAUAGUCGAUUAUUUUUCAUAGUUUCAGUUGUAAUUACUUAUUCGAAAGAUGUAGCGACCGGUUGUUUUGUUUCAAAGUAUCCGAAUUUUAUUUCGAUAUCCGAGUAUAGAAUUGUUGUGCUUAAUUUCGAAUUUUUGAAAAUGACAACAGCGAAAAAAUCAUGCGGUUGUGUUUGCUCAUUAAGGAUCAGAACUUUGAUUAUGUUAUGGAUUGUAAUGAUCGGCUGCGGUUUUCACAUAUGGGGCGUAAGUUUGAACCACGAUCAUUCCGUAAUGCCCGAUAAUCAAGAAUUAAUCAAAGUCGAAGAUGACACCACCAACGACAGAUCUCAUUCCGGAGAAAUAAUUCGAGAAAAACGUUCAACCGCCGAUUCGGAUGCUGGAACGAGAGUCAUAAUACAAGAAGAACCGAUCACUUGGUUCGACCUGAUCAGCAAACCGAUCGAAAAAAUCCACGGCACGAUACACGAUGGGUUAACAGAGGUGAAAAAUCUAGCCAAUAGAACUGUUCAAACGGGAAUUUCGGCUGUGAAAAGUAUUCCUCAAAGGGUUAGAAAUACCACUGAAAAAGUAAGGAGUGGAAUACAGGGCGCCACAGAUCAAGUACGUGGUUUGACCGAUGGUUCUAUUAUUCAGAAAACUGUUCAAACCGUCGGAGAAGGUAUUACGGCUAUCAAGAGUAUACCUGCUAAUGUCGCCGAAAGUGUUAUGAAUAUUUCGGGGGCUGGGGGCAGUAUACAUAAUAUAGAGAAUAGAAUAGGCGAACGUGUAGCCGACGAUUUUGCGGACGCUUUUAUCGAGAGGUUUGAUAAACGUUUGAACGAAUCGGAAUUGCGAAUUCAAAGGCUGGUCAAAAAUUAUAUUCAUUAUUAUUUUUUCAUCUGGAGUGUUAUCGGCGUGAUCAGUUCUGUUCUUGGAAUAUUUGGGAUUCAUGAGAACGUUUCAAGAUGCCUGACGUUGAGCGUUUUCUUCUUCUAUUUUUCCGCUUUCUCAUUCAUCGUGAUUAUAUUAGAGCUCAAUAUCGAUUCGGAUACUGAACUUAGAAAGUUCGUUUUGUUCGAAGUGACUGGAGUAAUGUGGAAAAAUUUUGAAGACUCGAUGAUGUUCAUAAAUAUUGGAGCUUUAUUAAUUACAGUUCUUUCGUUACACUUCAUGCACAUCGUGAAAAAAUGUCGAAGUGCCAUAUCGAAGAAAAAUAGCGAUGCAAAAGCAGAUACCAGCAAUGACGAAGUAUACGAUCAUAACGCCAACUCGAUGAAUAAUAUAGCCAAUAAUGCGAGGUCGAGUGAAGUCCAAGCACCUUUAGAUGAUUCCGAAGUAUGAUAAGCUAGUACUUUUCAAUGAUUCCAUCAUUUGUGCGAAAAAAAUGAGCAAUUUAGAUAAUAUUAAAUCUCUUUCUCGCUCUCUUUUUUCAACGUUUAUUGAAAUUAUGAUUCAUGCAAUAAGUACCUGUUCAGUUACCUAUACACCUAUCAAAAACUCCGUGGACGUUGAAUUUUGAACCUUUGGUUUUUCAAAUGCAAUCAUUUUGUUUCAUCGAUAUCAUCGAUGUAAAUAAAUAAAACCGUAUUUUCAAAAAAGUACUUAGAUAGGAGUUGAAAAAAAUCAAAGGUUUCAAUUGUGUUGAAUUUACAACACACCUAUUUACCAGAUGUCUUGAAUAAGUAAGUACUUUUUCCUAAAUACAAAUUUUGGCUCAGAAAUGUCACCUAAGAGGAAUCAGGGGUUCCAAAAAUUGUUUUUAAAAUUUUUUGUAAGGAAAUAGGAAUUCAAGUUGAUGAUGUCCCAUUUGAUUUUGAGUUGUUUAAGGGGGCCAAAAGUUGAGAGAUAUAUGGCUGCAGAUUCUCGAAGUGGGGAAAUAAUUUUAUGAUAGGUUUCAGAAAUUACCCACAUUGUAUUUAUUUUGAAAGACAGUCAUUAAUCAGGGAAUAAAAUUUCAUUCGAUGAAAUGAAAUUAGGCAAUUUAAUCUCAUUUUAUAAAUUCUAAAAUUUUGAAUAAAUUUUUGGAUAAAUUCAAGUGCUCUACCUUAGAUGUUACCCACGCAUUAUUUUAUUUUAUACUUAAUUUAUUUUUCUUUGUGAGAUGAUUAUGCUUUGUUGUAUUUUCUAUUUUAUUUUGAGUACCUAGUUUAUCUAUCAUUUCCACAGAUAAAUAUGUACCUAAUUUAAUUUAUUUUACUCUCGCGUUUUGAGAUAAAGUACCUACCCAAGUACAAGUAAAUGCUCAAUUGAUUAGGUAUUAUUAUAAAUUAAUUAUCUAUAUGUACUUAUUUGAUAAUAAUUAGGUAAUUAAUUCAAUUUAAAUACCGAGAAUAAAACAUGUGUUCCUAAUCAUAUACAAAAUAAACAUUCCGAUAAGCGAA
This is a messenger RNA of Planococcus citri (citrus mealybug), 2716 nucleotides long. RefSeq lists its product as uncharacterized. Lineage: Eukaryota; Metazoa; Arthropoda; Insecta; Hemiptera; Pseudococcidae. The coding region runs from base 495 to 1676 and encodes 393 amino acids. The transcript is spliced from 4 exons. The record is from RefSeq and is a predicted model, not a curated record.